AUGUCGGGGGUUCAAUACGUGAUCCCGCCGUACGUGCUCAACACGUGUUUGGGGCUGGCGCUCCUCCGCCAGCUCGCCGACAUCGACGACGAAUUGGCCGCAUCCAACGUGAUCUCGCCCCUGCUGGCGCUCUACUACCGCGACACGCCGCCGGCAACCAAGCCGCCGGUUUUCUCCUACGACCACUGGAUCGAAGACAUUGUCCGAGAGAAAGUGUACCAUAAGCUUGUGGCGUUGGGAAUCUUGGGCGCCGAGCCGCCGCCGUUGCCCCUGGUAACCCUGAACUACUUGCGGGAGAUGUUGGACACCGUACGUGACAAAUUGGACAGCGACAGCGACACCGAGGACGAGGACUACCACGGCAACCCCCGCAGCUGGUUGUCGCGGGUGUCGCCGAGCCAUGUCGGCGAAAUUGUCGACCACGGGGCCCUGGUGCCCAAGGAGUACGCCAAGUUGGUCAACAUGCCCCUCACCGAGUUGCUCAAGCAUACCCAGUGUCUCGAUACAUCGUUUCUGGCGCCGCCGAGCGUGGUGGUAGCUCCGGGGUCGAAGCAGUUCCCGUAUUCGCUCCCGUUCUCGUGGCUGCCAUUGAUCCCCGCCAAGUCGCUUGAACAGCUCCACCGAGACUUCCAUCUCCGCACCCACCUCGACAACGGCUACCUGACGAUUGAGAUGCACACCAACCACCCUCCUCCGGAGCGCAACGACCAGCGCCACGACACCGACCCCAAUCUUUUGCGCUACUACAACUUUAUUUGCGAUAAAGAUAUCAAUCCCAGCGUUGGUAUAUUCUACUACGAGGUGGAGGUGGAGCAGGCCACCGCCGAGGUCACCAAUUUCAAGCCGCUUGUCCUGAUGGACGAUCCGCUGGUGCUGCUGAACCAGACGCUCCACAUGUGCGUGGGGUUCGCGCGCCGUCAAUUUUCCCUCGACGGCUCGGUGCUGGCGCUGGAGCGCGUCGACUUGGACAGUAUCAAGCACGCCUUGCUUGCCAAGGACCGCAAACGGCUGCUUGGUGGCGGUCAGACGGAAGUGUUAGAGCUGUUGCUUGUGCAAAAGCCCGGCGACUUACGCGGGCUGUAUGCACUCAACUUCCAGGACCUGGUGUUCUACAAUCUGAUCAAGUAUCUCGAUGCGACCCAACGGCAGGCGAUGCUCAACAUCAACCGCCGUAUCCGCAAUACUCUGCUGGAGGCGGACCAGGGACGGAUCAACCUAGGAUUGCCGUUACGGACGCGAAUCAACGAAAAACAGUCGUCGCUGAAGCUCAGGGUAUACCAAACGGAUGUUGUCGGCUGUGGUAUCAACUUUAUUGACAAGCUGUUGUUCUUCACUUUAAACGGGGUAAUGGCGCGUAUCAUCACCCACGACGAGCUUGUGAGCUCGGCGAUGGCUCAUGAUAACUUGUUCGCCACAUCACGGCGGACGGAGGCACAGUCGCUGGUGCAAAUGAACCUGGUAUAUCCUAUCCUUGGGUUUGAAAUGACGGAGAACUUCAAGAACUCGCUGGAACCAGGCGAACCAGCGGUGGUGCCAACGCAGUGCAAGAUCCGCACCAACUUAGGGUUCAAGGAGUUUAAGUUCAACAUCAACAACUACGUCAAAAACUACAAGGCGGAAAACGAUAAAUAUAUUGCCGAGCUUGAGCGGGAACAGGAUUCGCGGGCUGAAAUGUCGCAGGUCGCCCCUGUUGAGGUGCCUCCAACGAUGCUGUCAGACAAUCUCGACGAUCUUAUUAAGGAUUAUCUCAUGCACGAAGGGUAUAUCGAUACGUUCAAGGCGUUUUCUAACGACGUCUCGGGGCUCCAGCUGGAAUUGGGCACUUCAUCGGAUCCAGUACCUCUGGAUACGCUCUUGCUUAAUAAACUGCACGCCAGCAACCGCAAGCUCAUCAAGCAGUACUUGGACACGCACCAAUUCGAAAUGGCCCGCCGGUUCCUUCAGCUUAAUUACCCUCAAGAGCUCGCCCUGGCAAAGGGACAACUGCUAUUGUUUCAGCUCCGACUUUUGGAGUUUGUGUGGUUGAUGAAGGAGUACCUCCGGCUCAAGCUUGAGCAGGCUCCCGAGGCUCAGCAGGCGUACGAUGAAGCAUUCAAGGCCUGUGGCGAUCUUCGGCUGGCCCAAGCAGAUCAGCCAGAGCGAAUAGCCCGAGUGGAAGAAGUGGCAGGGUUAUUCCUUGUGCGAGACAGCGACACCCUCAAGAAGCAUCAUGCCGGUCAGCUGGCGAUUGCUCUGUUUGAACGUAACCUCAAGCAGCUCUAUUCUCACAUCAACACCCUCAUCUUGGAGCUGCUGGGGUUUGAGCGGGCGCUGAAGCUUGAGAUGAUGUGUGAAAACGUCAGUCAAAACAUCUCGAGGCUCAGCCUAGACUACGAUGACGACAAGUUUAUGUUGGUCAAUUUCGAGCGCGACCACAUGGACUUGUAA
Molecule: messenger RNA, 2427 nt
Organism: Diutina rugosa
Lineage: Eukaryota; Fungi; Ascomycota; Pichiomycetes; Serinales; Debaryomycetaceae
Product: glucose-induced degradation complex subunit
Exons: 1
Coding region: 1-2427 (808 amino acids)
Molecular function (GO): protein binding
Source: RefSeq, a predicted model, not a curated record